Solanum pennellii is the source of this 417-nucleotide messenger RNA. Its product is annotated as glutathione S-transferase L1-like. The record is from RefSeq and is a predicted model, not a curated record. Gene Ontology annotation, molecular function: glutathione transferase activity. The transcript has 5 exons. Lineage: Eukaryota; Viridiplantae; Streptophyta; Magnoliopsida; Solanales; Solanaceae. Bases 1 to 417 code for a protein of 138 amino acids.
AUGACUAUUGACAAAGCUAGUGUGCCUUCCCUAGAGCACAACAACAAGGUGAUCGGAGAGAGUUUGGUUCUGGUUAAAUAUGUUGAUUGUAACUUUGAAGGACCAUCAUUCAUGCCGGAUGACCAGGAAAAGCAAAAAUUUGCUGAAGAAUUGAUAGCUUAUAGUGACACUACAUUCGUCCCAGAAGUAUACAGAUCUUUCGCAAAAGAUGCACGAAAACUGGCUGGUGCACAAUUUGAGUACAUAGAAAAAGCUCUCCACAAAUUCGACGAUGGGACUUUCUUCCUUGGUCAAUUCAGUCAGGUUGACAUUAUAUAUGCUCCAUUUAUCGAAAGGUUCCAUGUAUUUAUGCAAGAGGGGUUUAACUAUGACAUCACAACCGGGAGGCCUAAGCUAGCAAAGUGGAUUGAGGUAUGA